Salvia hispanica is the source of this 2728-nucleotide messenger RNA. RefSeq names its product subtilisin-like protease SBT1.5. Gene Ontology annotation, biological process: proteolysis. NCBI's taxonomy places the organism in Eukaryota, Viridiplantae, Streptophyta, Magnoliopsida, Lamiales, Lamiaceae. Gene Ontology annotation, molecular function: serine-type endopeptidase activity. The record is from RefSeq and is a predicted model, not a curated record.
CUCCAAAAUUCCCAACCCCAUAAAUCCUCACACAAUUGAAACCACUGCAUGAAUCCGGACCUCCAAUGGCGAUUUCUCCUCUCUCUACACUCUCUCUCCUAAUCUCGCUCCUUUUCACCGCCUCCUCCGCGCUCAAUCCGCCGGAGUAUCGCAAAACCUUCAUCGUUCGCGUCCAGCGCGACGCGAAGCCCUCGGUCUACCCCACGCACACUCACUGGUACGAAUCGACGCUGAGAUCUAUCUCCGAUUCCGCCGAUGCGGCUUCCGGACGGGUGCUCCACUCGUACGACAGCGUCUUCCACGGAUUCGCGGCGGAGCUGUCGGCGAUUGAAGUGGAGAAGGUGCGGAGCUCGCCUGGAGUGAUUGCGGUGCUGCCGGAGCAGGUGAGGCACCUGCACACCACCCGAUCGCCGGAGUUUCUAGGGCUGAAGACGGGGAAUAGCGCUGGAUUGCUGAAGGAGUCGGAUUUCGGGUCGGAUCUCGUCAUUGGAGUCAUCGACACGGGGAUCUGGCCGGAGAGGGAGAGCUUCAAUGAUCGGGAUUUAGGUCCGCCGCCGGCGAAGUGGAGGGGGAAAUGCGUUGCUGGUGAGAAAUUUCCGGCGAAUUUGUGCAAUCGGAAGCUGAUCGGAGCUAGGUACUUCUGCAGCGGCUACGAAGCGAGUAAUGGAAAAAUGAAUGAAACGACGGAGUUUCGAUCUCCGCGAGAUUCAGACGGACACGGCACCCACACAGCUUCAAUUGCCGCCGGGAGGUACGUUUUUCCGGCGUCGACUCUCGGCUACGCCCGCGGCGUAGCCGCGGGGAUGGCGCCGAAGGCGCGCCUCGCCGCGUAUAAGGUUUGCUGGAAUGCCGGAUGCUACGAUUCCGACAUUCUAGCGGCGUUCGACGCCGCCGUAGCCGACGGCGUCGAUGUGAUUUCGUUGAGUGUUGGUGGAGUGGUGGUGCCGUACUAUCUCGACGCCAUAGCAAUCGGAGCUUUCAGCGCUUCGGACGCCGGCGUUUUUGUCUCCGCCUCCGCCGGAAACGGCGGUCCUGGUGGAUUGACGGUUACAAAUGUCGCGCCGUGGGUAACUACCGUCGGUGCGGGGACAAUUGACCGCGAUUUUCCUGCAGUCGUCAAGCUUGGGAACGGAAGGGAGAUAUCCGGCGUUAGUAUCUACGGAGGUCCGGCGCUGGCGCACGAUAAGCUCUACCCGCUAAUUUACGCCGGGAGCGAAGGGAGCGAUGGAUACUCUUCCUCCCUCUGUUUGGAUGGCUCGUUAGAUCCUAAUGUGGUGAAAGGGAAAAUCGUUUUGUGCGACAGAGGGAUUAAUUCGAGGGCGGUGAAAGGGGAAGUUGUGAAGAAGGCCGGCGGCGUCGGUAUGAUUUUAGCUAACGGAGUUUUCGACGGCGAGGGAUUGGUGGCGGAUUGCCACGUGCUUCCGGCGACGGCGGUGGGGGCGGUGGCCGGUGAUGAAUUAAGAAAAUACAUCCAAUCCACCGAGAAAUCGAAAUCUCCGGCGAAGGCCACGAUCGUAUUCCGCGGAACGCGGCUCAACGUCGCUCCGGCGCCGGUCGUGGCCGCGUUCUCGGCCCGGGGUCCGAAUCCGGAGACUCCGGAGAUUCUGAAGCCGGAUUUGAUCGCCCCGGGCCUGAACAUCCUCGCGGCUUGGCCCGACAACGUCGGGCCGAGCGGCAUUGCUUCGGACAAGCGGAGCACGGAGUUCAACAUACUCUCGGGGACGUCGAUGGCGUGCCCCCACGUCUCCGGCCUGGCCGCCCUGCUGAAGGCGGCGCACCCGGAGUGGAGCCCCGCCGCCAUCAGGUCGGCCCUGAUGACGACGGCGUACAGCCACGACAGCCGCGGGGAGACGAUGCUGGACGAAUCCACCGGCAACGCGUCCACCGUGAUGGACUACGGCGCCGGCCACGUGCACCCCCAGAAGGCCAUGGAUCCCGGCCUCGUCUACGACAUCUCCUCCUAUGACUACGUCGACUUCCUCUGCAGUUCGAACUACACGGCGAAGAACAUUCAGGUGGUGACGAGGAAGGCGGCGGCGGUUUGCCGGCGCCGGCGCGCCCACAUUGGGAAUUUGAACUAUCCCACAUUGGCGGCAGUGUUCCAGCAGUAUGGAAAGCAUAGGCUCUCCACACAUUUCAUCAGGACGGUGACGAAUGUGGGCGAUCCGGAUUCCGUCUACACCGUGAAAAUCCGGGCUCCGGCGGGGGUGGUGGUGACGGUGGCGCCAGACCGGCUGGCGUUCAGGAGGGUGGGGCAGAAGCUGAAUUUCCUGGUGAGGGUGCGGACGGAGGCGGUGGAGCUGUCUCCCGGGAGCUCGGUGGUGAGGAGCGGGUCGAUCUCGUGGUCGGACGGGAAGAGGGAUGUGAGGAGCGCGGUGGUGGUGACAUUGCAGCAGCCUCUUUGAUCAAGAUUCUUGAAUUGAUCAAGUUGGUUUGGUUUGGUGGUGAUGAAUUGAUGAUUAUCAAUGUGAGGAUGUGUUAAUUAUGAUGAUGGAAGGGAAGAGAAGGGGGAGAGAGGGAGAUCUCUUUCUUGGUGGGAGAAAAAAAGGGUUGUAUGGAGGUGUUGAUGGUGGUGGUGGUGUGGUGGUGAAGAUGGAAGUGUUUUGUAAAAAAGAAAUAGGGGAAUGUUGAUGUUGGUGGAGGUGUACAAGAUUAUAAAAAAAGUGAUCAUAAUUCAUGAUCAUCUUGUGUUUAUGAAAUUAUGUACAUGGGAAAUGCCUUAUUCCAA